AUGAGCAGAAGGAAGGUCCAGAAGGGUCAAAAAGGACAAACACACGGGGAGAGCAGCUGCAGCAGCAGCAGCGACGCGAGCAGCAGAGCAGCAGCAGCAACAGCAGCAGCUGCAGCAGCAGCAGCAGCAGCAGCAGCCGCAGCAGCGGCCCCCGUCAGCAGCAGCAGCAGCCGCAACAGCGGCCUCCGUCAGCAGCAGCAGCCGCCGCAAGAGCGGCCUCCGUCAGCAGCAGCAGCAGCUGCAGCAGCGGCAGCUGCAGCAGCAGCAGCACGAGAAGCUGCGCACGUCGAUUUUCACAGGGGAAGAAGCAGCAGCAGCGGCUUCAGAAGCAGCAGCCGCGAGAGCAGCAGCAGCAGCAGCAGCAGCAGCAAGAUGUCGUCUGCAGCUGUUUUGGUCGCUUCAAAAGCAGCAGCAGCAAUUUUGUUUUUUGCUGCUGCUCUCACUGGUGCAGCAGUUCCUUUGGUGCUUGACAGGUGCAAAAUAGGCAAAAACAUUUCCUACUUAAAUGCCUUCGCCGCAGGUGCGUUUUUGGCGCUGGGGGUUUUGCACAUAAUGCCCGAGGCGGUGGAGCUGCUGGACGAGCUUGAGGUGUACAUACACCUCAACUCCAAACCCUACCCCGCCACUUUCUGUUUGGUCUUCGUCGGAUAUUUAAUUAUUCUUUUUUGCGAAGGAGUUCUCUGCGGAGACAGUUUUAGCCACGACGAGGCCCACGAGGGCAGUCGAAAGGAAGGCAAAGAGAGCAGCACCAACAGCAGCAAUGCUUCUGAUGAACAAGACGUCGAUUACUCGCACCCUGAGGGGUGCUGCAUCGAGCUGCAGAUGGGGGACGUUUGCAAGUCGGAGGGAGCAGCAGCAGCAGCAGCAGCAGCAGCAAAAGGUUCAGAAGUGGCCAAAAUGAACAAAAUAAAUGAAUUAAAUGAAUUAAAGCAAUUAAAUGAAUUAAAUCAAAUCAACAGCAGCAGCAAAACUCCCGACAGCAGCAGCAGCAGCAGAUUCGACUCCACCGCUUUCUUCCUCAUGGCCGCCCUUGCCAUCCACGGCCUCUUCGAAGGAGUGCUGGUGGGGGCCGCUCUGGAGGUUUCGACUUUGUGGCUGACAGCAGCAGUUGUGGUGGGCCACAAGUGGGCCGAGGCCAUGCUGCUGAUGUGCCACUUCACCGAAAGAAACGCAUCGAAGAAGACGGUGUGUUUGCUGCUGCUGUCGUUUGCUGCUUCUUCUCCCUUGGGGGUUUUGCUGGGGGCCUUUUUAGCAGCAGAAAGCAAAAUGGCUGCGGGGGUUUGCAACGCCUUGGGCGCCGGCACAGUUCUGUACAUUGCUUCCGAAAUAUCCGCGUCGGCGUUCAGCGGCUGCAUGCGCGGAAGGGCUUUGCAGUUUUUGAUUUACUGCAGCGGCGCUGCUUUGGUGUUGGCUUUGACGCUGCUGGACGUGGCUUUUGGGCAAGGAAGUCGCUUUGCUGCUGUCAACAGCAGCUCCGCCAGCCUGCUGUACCCACAGCAGCAGCAGCAGCAGCAGCGGCAGCAGCAGCAGGCGCGGCAAAUGCUGAAGCAGCAGCAACAACAGCAGCAGCAGGAACAAGUGCAGCAGCAGCGGCAAAAACAAGUGCAGCAGCAGCAGCAGCACUCCGCGCAGCAGCAGCAGCAGCACCAGGCGCAGCAGCACCUGCUGCUUGUUUAG
Eimeria tenella is the source of this 1677-nucleotide messenger RNA. Its product is annotated as zinc transporter, putative. Gene Ontology annotation, cellular component: nucleus; membrane. The transcript is spliced from 11 exons. Gene Ontology annotation, molecular function: metal ion transmembrane transporter activity; transcription cis-regulatory region binding. Gene Ontology annotation, biological process: metal ion transport; transmembrane transport; regulation of transcription by RNA polymerase II. Bases 1 to 1677 code for a protein of 558 amino acids. The record is from RefSeq and is a predicted model, not a curated record. Lineage: Eukaryota; Apicomplexa; Conoidasida; Eucoccidiorida; Eimeriidae.